AUGCCUAAGAAUCCGCUCAAGAACUUUGCCCGUCGCAAAUCGUCUGGAAACAUUCUCGACCUCCCUUCAGAGUCCACAUCGCCCCCACCCGCCUCGUCUAGCUUCCGUGUCCUCGAGAGACCCGACAAGGCAGCUACAGCGGGUAACGGUGGAUACCCUGGAGGUCCUGUGAAACGGACAAGCGGCGGGCGGCCAGCAUCGAGCAUCCUCCUGAACAGAAGAUCAGACAAGUCGCAGGAGGAUCUGCUCGCAAGCGCAAACAGGUCGGUCCUUGAAAAGAGCCACGCUCGACCACACACAGUCGAUGGGUUGCUAAAUCUGGGCAGGGGCAGUGGCGGAACAGCCCUUUCGGGUUCUUCAGGCUACUUUGACAACUCGUCGUCCUCUGCACGCUACAGCUCUUCGUCCACUCUUCCCUCGUCAAUUGAGGCAGAACACGAAGCAGACAACGAAGACCUCUUCCCCCGAAAAACAGCUGCCAACGGCAACAGCAACCUAAGCAGCAAUCGUUCUUCAGCAGCAUCCAACGCACUUCCAGAGCCACCGUCAUUUACAGCCCGCGCUGGCAGGGCUAUGUCCUUUGGUUUGAGAAGCAAGCAAAGCGCUAGCCCCGGCACCAUGACUGCUGCCACAGCUCACAUGCCUGACCUGCCUGAGAAUAGUCUGAUUCGUGAUCGCGCAACAACAAUGAGCAGCAAUGCCAGCACUGCCGUACCACCGAGGCUCGAUGCCAACCUGGGUUCCAUGUCAGACUUUGGCAGCGACUUUGGCAUGAACAUGUUCGAAGGAUUGAACUCGCCCAAGAAGGUAGCACCGCCGCAACCUGCAUACGAAACCUACGGCAGAUCGGUACGUCGCCAACAAUCACCAGGCUUCAACAAUUACAACAACGCUUACCAGCAUCAUUCAUUUCAACAGGCAUCUCAGCCCCUACCGACCCCUCCUGUCGCGCGUCCUGAACCUUCUCCAUCACCCGAGGCCGAACCUGAAUCUGAGGCCGAGCCUGAGACUCGCCGCAGACCGGCAAAUCUGUCUGCUGCAUCAGCAAACCGUUAUUCAUGGGCCAGCCGAACUUCAAACGACGGAUUGAUGUCGCCAGCCAUGGGCUCUGAUAUCUCGUCUCCUCCUCUGAAUCCUCCCUCGACCUUUUCUCGUUUCAGACCUGGUUACCAAGCCGUGCCUGACCGCUACGGCUCCCCCGCCAACGAACCCGAGCACGAGAGACGGAAUAGCUAUUCUAGUGACGAUGAUGUUUCUCAUCCUAUUUCAAGAGCAAGAUCGCCUCUAGUUGAGUCGUACACAGCAACGACUUCCCCACAGAAAGCCACACCAGCGAACCGAAACCCAACGAUCGCGACAGUCAGUAGGGAUGACUCGAAUUCCAUCUCAACAGGCGAAUCUCAGCACACAACUCCUCGGGCCAACAAUCUACGUCCCACAAGCAACACUUCAGAUGGCAUGUAUGACCACUCUCCUAAUGGACCUACUAGCAGAGCCGUGCACCCUGCAGCUGCUCCGGUUGCUCCCAGAAGCCAGUCUGCACAGUUCUCUCCUACUAAGAGAAUGACAAGAAAGGAGUUUGAGGCUCAACGCAAAGUCAUUAGUCCUGAAGAGAGUGAAGACUCCGAAGUGUCCGAGGACGAAGGCUACGACGACGAUGAUGAGGCUGAACGUCAAGCAGAGCUUGCUCGCCAGAGGCGCAAGCAGGAGGCUAACAUGUCAGUCUACAGGCAGCAGAUGAAGAAGGUCGCAGGAGGAAAUCCAUCUGAGCUUCCAUCGCAAACCAGCCGCCCAAGCCUGGAUCGUGCCUCGUACAGCGCACCUGGUCUCACUAGGGACUUUUCCAAUGUCAGUCUUGGUGCAGAGCAAGAGGACGAGGACGACGAAGUCCCUCUAGGUAUCCUUCAGGCUCACGGUUUCCCUAACAAGAACCGUCCCCCUACUCGCCUUGCAAGCGCUCCUCCAACUCCUGGGGGUGCCGGAUCGGUUGUUAAUGGCGGUAUGGGAGGUGGUAACCUUCCUGUCUUUGCUCGCAAUCUUCCUGCAGAUCCCUACUUCGGAGCUGGUCUCGUCAACCCUGCCAACCGCGAGCCACUCGCUUUCGGUUCUGGCGGCUCAGUGUAUGGUGGAGCCUCUCCUUCCAUGCACCAACUGCCUCAGAUGCCUCAGAUGCCUCAGAUGAUGCCUCCACCGCAAAUGCCCGGCAUGCCUCAAGCGGGAGGUGGCCUCGUUGGCGUCAUUGCUGGUGAAGAGCGUGCUCGCGCUGCUAGACGUGUCAAUCACAACGGCGGUCCUGCCUUCAACGCGAAUGGACUUCCUCUCCCUGGAAACAUGCACAGUAACAUGCCUCCGAUGAUGCCACGAUCAAACUCGAUGAUGAGUAUGGCUGCACCACAAAUGGGUAUGGGUGGAUUUAUGCCACCAAUGCCUCAAAUGCCCCAGAUGCCUCCGAUGAUGGGCGCAGAUCAAAACCAGCAGCAAAUGAUGCAGUUGAUGUUCCAACAGACCCAGAUGAUGCAGCAGAUGAUGGCGAUGCAGAAUGGUCAAAUGCAGCAAAUGCCCCAAAUGCCUCAGAUGAACAAUGGCUUCCCCAAUAUGUUGCCAAACGGAAUGCAACGACCUGUGUCUAUGGGUGGGCCUAAUGGACAGCAACCUGGUAUGCUUGGGCCCCAGGGUCCCAUGCACCCUCAACAACAGAGAUCGAGCACAAUGACCAACUUGAAGCCUCCGGGCUAUGCUGGAUCAAUGUAUGACUAUAGCCUUAGCGCACCUCGCGGAGGCUACACUCCCUCCAUCGCGCCUAGCGAGCGUAGCAACGUCGGUAUGCCAUCUCGCUACCGCCCUGUGACUAUGGAAGGUUCCACUAGCCGCACAGCAAGCAUGACUUCACAGUCUGGUAUCCAGAAUUUCGCUAAAAAGAACGCUUCGACUGGCUCAUUCUUGAACCCCAACAACAUCCCUGCAAGCAACGGCAACAACGUACCACGAAACACCAUCAAGGUUAUUGAUAAGCCUAAAGGCUCACCGAGAAUGCCUCAACCCAGACCUGACGAAGAGGACGACGACGAAGGUUGGGCACAACUGCGCAAGAAGAGGGAGGAGCGUAAGAAGCGCGGCACUGCCAGCAAAACCCAGGAGCAGACUCUGGAAGAGCUGUACCAGGACUUCAACUAG
Molecule: messenger RNA, 3174 nt
Organism: Aureobasidium melanogenum CBS 110374
Lineage: Eukaryota; Fungi; Ascomycota; Dothideomycetes; Dothideales; Saccotheciaceae
Exons: 1
Coding region: 1-3174 (1057 amino acids)
Source: RefSeq, a predicted model, not a curated record